AUGGCAUCGCACAAUGAGAACGAUUCGGUUCCUGAAAUGAUUGAUCAUCGACAUUUGCAAAUGUGGAAGUGAGUUUUGAUCUAGGCCCCACGAACAAUUAAAUUUCUUUUUUUUCAGAUGGCUCCAUGGCCGCCAAAACUUUCGAGCUUCGGUCGUCGAAAACUCGCUGGAAUCUUCAACAAGUCUUUCGACAAGUUUCGAUUUCAGGUAAGUCGCAUUUUCCAAUUGAAUUCAAUUAGCAAUUUGAAAGAAAAAGAAAAUGAAAAGUGAAACCUGUUUUGGUCGCCGCGCAAAGAUUUCUGGGAUUCUUGUUUUAUCGAUUUUAUUAGUGAUGAAAACAAAAAGUUUUGCGGUUUUUUCUUGGAAAAACAGUGAUUUUUAAAGCGUUUUUCUUGUUUUUGAGUGUUUGAUCUGAUAAUUUUGGGUGUUCUGAUAAUUUUUAAUGACGUGUGUUACAUAUGUGUUCUUGCCAAAUUUUAGAAUAGCUAGACUCCAGGAUGUCUGCGUCUCUAACCUUUAAUCUAGUGAUCUUCUUGUGUCUGCGUCCCUAUUACUCUCUAGCUUCUCUAGCUUUAGCUGCAUGUCUGUCUAACAAUCCUCUGUGUUUCCACUGCGUCUCUGAUCUCUAUUUCUUUAUCUCUCUCCCUCUCAAUUAUCCAUUUCUCUACCCUGCUCGUCUAGCGUCUCUGCUUGUCUGCUGCUACCCCCCUCACUCUCUGCAUCUCUCGUUUUCCCGCAUGUUCCUCUCCGUCUCUACCUUUCUCUCGCCGUCUAACCCUCUCUCCUUUGCAGAUGAGUGUUCUCGGCUUCAUUCUCCUCUGUCAAUACAGUGGCAACCUGCUAGUUCAGCUAACCUUCUACAUUCUUUUUGUUUGGAUAAGCCGGCCGGCGGCGGACUGUCAAAGAUGUUUCCGGAUUGAUUGGCGCGGUUUUUUUUGCAGCAAGUUGCCGGCUCUCAUUAGGCUCCUCAUUUUUCAGCAGGCGCGCGGCUAGCGUGUGAAGUGGUUUAGACAAAUAUUUAUCGUUGCAUUAUGGAUAAAACUCACAAAAUCGCCUGUUUCGUUUCGUUGGGCUCGUUUAUUUUUAGGUGAGUGAGGGUUUUUGGGAGCUUUUCAUUGAAGUUUCAUGGUCCGGCUCCAAAAUAACGUUUUCCUAAUUUUUAACCUAAAAUUCAGGCCUUGUCUCAUACAAGGGCGAGAAUUGUCCAAUCCGAGUCUAGGCCAGGAUUCUGACAAGCCUCCAAAUCCAGGCUCCGAAAAUCUAAGGCCAUCUCAGCCCUGUUCAAACGAGUCCCAAAAAACCAAACUUUUUGAGAACCCAGUGAAGUUAAAAUCCACCCUAACUACACUGUAGUCUGGAAGCUAUGUAUUUUCCAGUAUCGUCUUCAUAAUCGCAUCAUGCAGUUCAGACUACUGGGUCCGUUCAGAAAUUAUCGAUACCAGAAAAUUCCGUCCAGCUGGUUUUGUACAUUCUGGAAUUUUCAGAGGUGAUCGACAAAUUGAUUACGGUGAUGGUCUUUAUAGCUAUCGAUUUUCCAGUGAGUCUUCGUUAAUUAAAAUUCAUUUUCAUUCUUAUGUACCAUAAUCUUCUUGCAGUAUUCUCGGAACUCCAAGAAGGUCACUCAUUUUUCACACGAGCUGUUUGGAUUUUUGUGUUGUUUUUUGAGGCAAUGUCGCUUAUUUGGUCAUUGAUGGGAGUGAUUACUUGCAUUUUUUCAAUAACUUCGUUGAAAGUUGAUGUUUCGGUGGCUGGGCCGAAUGGGAUUUAUUUGUGGAGUUUAUUGUCGUGUGAGUUUGUUAUCGAGCAUCAGUAGAUCACAAGCUUCAGAAUGAGUAUAAUGAAGCCCCAAAAAAAUUCGGGCUUCUUAAAGGGCCUUAUCCACUUUAUUAUAAAGAGGCCUGGAAAAAAUCAAUGUUCCUAUUCCAGCUGUAUCGCAUGGCGGUGCUCUCGCUCUCUUCUAUUCCCAAUUCCAAAGUUCACUGCGAACCUCAAUGCUCUUAUCGGAACACCUCGAUCUCGGCUACACUACAUUCAAUCAAGCCUCAUUAUCCUACGCCUUUUAUAUGUCACUUUGCGCCUUGUUUUCUUUGUAUAUACCACCGCUUACACUGGUUUUAUUUACCGAACGAAUUGUUCAAAUUGGCCGAAAAUCAACGAGCUCCUCUUUUGAUCCAACACUUAUGUUGUAUUAG
This is a messenger RNA of Caenorhabditis angaria, 2192 nucleotides long. Lineage: Eukaryota; Metazoa; Nematoda; Chromadorea; Rhabditida; Rhabditidae. The record is from the annotation of a GenBank genome assembly.